AUGAAUCUUCCACGAAGCCAAUCGUCGGAUUUCAAUCCGAGCACUGCGCGGCUGAUGCUUGCCACCGAUGCGCCUUUAUUUGCUACCCAUCAUUUCCAGCAAUGCCUUGAUGUUAGGAACACUGAUGCGAUGAGGAUGAACGCCUUGUUUAUCGGGUCCAACUUCUCGUCUGCUUUUUCAAGUUGCCGUCGAACCUAUUUCAAGUCGGACACAUUCCAAGAUCAUGUGCCGGAUAAACCCAAGAUCAUGGACUGCUCGGAUGCCGCUACAUCCGCCAGAUGUCGACCGGAUAGCCUGCUUCGCGAUGCACUCGUUCCUAAUUUCCGGCCCGUUAUGCAAAUCAACAACUGUCCAGUCCAGUCCAGACGUGGAAGGUUCACGGCGGAUCUUACUGACCGUGAUCCUUGGCGUGCACACCGGCGUGGUGCCAGUCAGCGCACGCAACAUCGCGGCACCUGGAAUCCGUCUGGGCUAACAAAAGCCGUCGACACGGCCAUGUGUAUGACGUCUAAAAGAAUCGAUGUCAUGCCCUUCCAGAAACACGGUGGUGUAGGCAUUAUAGUCUCUAUGUGGUUCACCGAUAUCGACGAGACAUUGCAAGACAACUCUCAGCCAGGCAGGGCAUAG
This is a messenger RNA of Neurospora tetraspora, 627 nucleotides long. RefSeq lists its product as uncharacterized. NCBI's taxonomy places the organism in Eukaryota, Fungi, Ascomycota, Sordariomycetes, Sordariales, Sordariaceae. The record is from RefSeq and is a predicted model, not a curated record. Bases 1 to 627 code for a protein of 208 amino acids. The transcript is spliced from 4 exons.